AUGUUAAAAAGUCUGCGCAAACGCAUUUUUGAAGGGAUCACCUUUACAGCGGCUAUCUCCACACCAGGCAGCGUUUUAGUUUCCUGCCUCGAGGAUCAAUUCGCCUUCUUCGAUUUUUACUCCCUCAAAAAGUCCUCCUAUCGCGUUGAAGGCUCUUCUAGGUGCGUUGUCAUGGACUUCGCUCGUACAAGCACUAACACAUUCCUUUCCGGAGACUUUGAUGGUGUCGUUCGUCUGUGGGAUCUCCGAAAUCCUCGGCAGUCCACUAGCGCUUCAGAAGCAGGUCGCAAUUUCCUGCCCAAAGGUGCUACAUUCUAUGCCGCAGCGGUUAGCUCUGACGCACGCCUUGUUUGUGCCGGUUCUUGUGUAGUGACUGGUAAGCGAAAGCAAACCGACAAAAAGGCCAAGAAAAGUAAGCGUCCACGCAUGAGUCUUGAUGAAGAAAUCGAUGGAAGUGGAUUCGGCGACAAUUACAAUGAUAGUGAAGGGGAAUCCUCUGCUUAUUUGAUUUGUUGGGACACACGGCAGAUGGGGCGACCUUUGCUAAUGCUGAAUGAUGUACAUUCUGAUGAUGUGAAUCAUCUCGUCUUUGAGACGAAUCCCCCCUCUGCGUCUUCCAGGCUGCUUAGUUGUGCUGAUGAUGGUCUGGUGUGCCUGACAGACCUCAAUGCUCCUCCUGAGGAUAGGUUAAUUGAGGUAUUUAACGCGGAACGUCAGGCGAACUACUGCGGUUUCUUCAAUCCUGUUGUCUCCACAGACAUCAGCACCGGUGUCUACGCCUUCGACAACAUGCGUUCACAUUUCACUGCGUGGCCGUUGGCUUCCGAGGAAGAUAAUUCCCAAUGGCAGAGAUUGAAGACGCCUCCUCAUGCCCGAUACCUUCUCUCCGCUGCCCGCCUACCAAGUAAUCAGCCAACUGCCUGUCUUUUGAGCACCUCAGCGGUGAAGCGGGAUCUUCGACUCUCAUUGAUGAAUCCAGAAAACACCAAAGUUGUUGCCAGACGACGGUUAUUCAAGGAGGAGGUUAAUUUGGACUCGGAUGCUUUCUACGCCGAUGUGUUGGGCUCUUCAACGAUGGAGGGGACUUUGGAAGUUUUGGUGGUGACACGUCACUCCGUCCAUCGAUUGCUGGGCAAGGUGACUGAAUGA
Molecule: messenger RNA, 1149 nt
Organism: Echinococcus granulosus
Lineage: Eukaryota; Metazoa; Platyhelminthes; Cestoda; Cyclophyllidea; Taeniidae
Exons: 3
Coding region: 1-1149 (382 amino acids)
Molecular function (GO): protein binding
Source: RefSeq, a predicted model, not a curated record